GUGCGGUUGUGUUGUAUUUCCUUUUACUUAAUUUAUGGUGUGACCUUGGCCGAGGGUAGCAUUUGGUGUCUUCAAAAGUUCAACAUCACUGCAUAAUUUGAUGCGCUUUGCACCAUAAUCUAGUGGUAAUAAACAUUCGGUGUUUCAGCGAGCCCAAAAAUUUCCAACGAUAUAAAAGAUAGGGUUAUAUGGUUUAAAAUUGUUUCUUAUGACUCAUGUUCUUACGAGAAGACCUUGGUACGUAGUCGUAUUGGUACUUCCAGUAGAGCCGCCAAAAGCAAAUGGUUUCUCUUGGACAAAAUGCCAAGGGAAAUACCGUCAAAGGAUCGUGGCAACCACACUCACCAAUUAAUGAUGAACACCUUUCGUGGUAAUGAUAAAAGAUAAUUCAAACCACGGUGGUUCGCCACGUGGCAGAUAGCUCCAUGCCACUUCAUCCCUACUUUUCCUAGCCAGGCUUCCCCACAAUCCUCCCGGCUAUCAAUACGGCUGCCCUUCCCAACUCCCAUUAGCCUGCUACACCAUAUACCGCAUUCUCACUAUCUUUCCCCAUUACACUGAAAAUGGCUUCCACCGCGUCUCUCACCAAUGCCGUGGUCAGCACCUCCUUUGUCCGCCUCCAGCCGGUGACACGCUCCCUUCCUAACUUUAGGCAGGCUCUUUUUGACCUAAAAGCCCAGAGAGGGAGCCGUCUUACUAUGGCUGCAUACAAAGUAAAGCUGCUCACGCCUGAAGGAUCUCUAGAAUUUGAGUGCCCAGCAGAUGCCUACAUUCUUGACCAAGCUGAAGAACAGGGUAUUGAUCUUCCAUACUCAUGCAGGGCUGGUUCUUGCUCUUCAUGUGCUGGAGUAAUUAAGGAAGGUAGUGUGGAUCAGUCUGAUGGUAGCUUCCUUGACGAUGACCAGAUAGCUGGUGGUUUUGUACUCACUUGCGUCGCUUACCCAACAAGUGAUGUUGUCAUUGAGACACACAAGGAGGAAGCCCUCACCGGUUAAAUAUAAACUGGUUUAACUAGACUAUGAUCUUUUCUUUUCUUGUUCUGUUUUUCUGUUGCUUUUAUUGGUUUGCUUUAGUCUGGUCAAGGGGAUGCUACUGUUUAUGUCCCUGAAUGAGCUAGUUACAAGUUUUAAGGUUUUUGUUCAUUUGUAGUCACAAAUGAAAUUGUUGUAGCCCUAAUAAUCUUAUAUGUUUCACCCAGAAUAUCUAAUUGCAACAUGAACUGCCAGUGAGCUCCUAUUACUUUCCUUUUCGGGUUGAAUUCCGGGUGAAAGACAAUGGGCAAAAGCUGUAUAACCAGAACUCAUUUACCAAAGUUCAAGCAAGUUUGACAAUCGCUUGAACAGAAAAAUGAUUUUUUUCUGACACUAUUA
This is a messenger RNA of Durio zibethinus, 1370 nucleotides long. Its product is annotated as ferredoxin-like. Gene Ontology annotation, cellular component: chloroplast stroma. Gene Ontology annotation, molecular function: 2 iron, 2 sulfur cluster binding; electron transfer activity. Gene Ontology annotation, biological process: electron transport chain. The record is from RefSeq and is a predicted model, not a curated record. Lineage: Eukaryota; Viridiplantae; Streptophyta; Magnoliopsida; Malvales; Malvaceae.